This is a messenger RNA of Alternaria alternata, 1008 nucleotides long. Its product is annotated as YeeE/YedE family integral membrane protein. Lineage: Eukaryota; Fungi; Ascomycota; Dothideomycetes; Pleosporales; Pleosporaceae. Gene Ontology annotation, cellular component: plasma membrane. The transcript is spliced from 2 exons. The record is from RefSeq and is a predicted model, not a curated record. Bases 1 to 1008 code for a protein of 335 amino acids.
AUGUUCACGCCUAUCGAGACCACCAUCGGCGCAUUGCUGCUGCAUCAAGCAACUAGCAACCUCCUUUAUCAGAAUGGAGAUAUUCUGGGUGCCAGUGGCUAUCUACGCAGAUUCUUCUCAGCGCCCACGAAAGAACUGCUCGCCUUCUUCACUGGCAUGGCCGCCAGCUACGUGCCAUUGAAGGCAUUAGCACCACAGUUGAUCACUGAGUACCCUGCUUUACAGAUCAGUUCUCAAGUUGUCAUUGCAACAGUAGCAACUGGUGCCCUCAUAGGAUGGGGAACUAAGAUGUCGAAUGGAUGCACUUCCGGACACAUGUUGUGUGGUCUUUCCAGACUGAGUGGCCGCUCAGCCGUCGCCGUCGCUACGUUCUUUCCCACGGCAGUUAUAACCCAUCAUUUCGCUCACCCAAGUUUAUCGACGUCGGUAUGCCCUAGCAGUACACCAUGCUAUGCACCCGUAUAUCCGUCUACAGAGACGACUGUGUCACUUCUUGUGUUGGCAGCGUUGAGCAUAAUCGCUACUCGAACGAUACCCGGAAUUGUGGCUCAAGUCACAGUUUCGCCCACCACCACCAAGGACACCAAAGAACAGUCUGCUGCGCGUGUCACCACGCAAGCAUUGUCAGGUUUACUCUUUGCUCUUGGUCUCCAUAUCUCGCAAAUGGCACACCCAGACAAAGUUGCAGCCUUCCUCUCUUUCCCAAACUUGCAACACUGGGAUCCAUCCCUUGCUCUGGUCAUAGUCUUCGGCGUGUUACCCAAUCUGAUCGAGAAUCAAGUGAAAGGUCUUCACGGCUCACCAUCGUUCGCCGACAAGUUCUCGCUGCCUACGAAGACUUUGCAAGAUGUGGAUAAAAGAUUCGUGAUGGGAGCUGUGGCUUUUGGUAUUGGUUGGGGCUUGACGGGAACGUGUCCCGGCCCGGCGGUGCUUCGAGCUUUCUCUCAGCCAGUUUGGGGUGCCCUGUGGAUUGGCGGAUUCUGGCUUGGAGGGAAACUGAACAUAUGA